UGGCGUCGAGCGGUGGGCGAAUGCCCGGCCAAACUGCCACAAUUUCUGGGACUGGUAGGUCCAAAACUCCCGUCCGAGUUGGGUAUUAUGAGAUCGAAAGGACCAUAGGAAAGGGGAACUUUGCUGUCGUCAAGCUAGCCACACACGUCAUCACAAAAACAAAGGUGGCGAUUAAAAUCAUCGAUAAGACUCAAUUAGACGAAGACAACCUGAAAAAGAUCGUCCGGGAGGUCCAGGUCAUGAAGCAACUUCGGCACCCACACGUCGUCCGUCUGUACCAAGUUAUGGAGACGGAACGAAACAUGUAUCUAGUGACUGAAUACGCCAGUGGAGGAGAAAUAUUUGAUCAUUUGAUAUCCCAUGGACGAAUGACAGAAAGAGAAGCAAGACAGAAGUUUAAGCAGAUUGUAGCUGCCGUUCAUUACUGCCAUUGUAUGAAAAUUGUGCAUAGAGAUUUAAAAGCGGAGAACUUGUUGUUGGACGCUAAUAUGAAUGUAAAAAUAGCAGAUUUUGGUUUUAGUAAUUUUUUUGAGAAAGGUCAGUUGAUGAAGACGUGGUGUGGAAGUCCGCCCUACGCUGCUCCGGAGCUCUUUGAAGGGAGGGAAUAUAACGGACCUAAGGCUGAUGUUUGGAGUCUUGGUGUUGUCUUGUAUGUACUAGUAUCUGGUGCUCUUCCAUUUGACGGGCCGACGUUACAGGCUCUAAGGUCACGCGUCCUGUCCGGUCAGUUCAGGGUGCCGUUUUUCAUGAGUCCAGAGUGUGAACAUCUGAUCAGACACAUGCUCGUCCUUGACCCGUCCAAGCGUUACAACACAGAACAGAUCCUGAACCACAAGUGGACGAAGAUGGGCGAGUUGAACGCGCAGUUUGACGAGAUGAUCGCAGAGUACGACAAGGUGGCCAUAACGGCAAACGGGCCCAGUCCAAUCAACGAACUCAUCGUGCAACACAUGGUCUCAUUGGGUAUAGAAAGAGAUCUCAUCGUGCAGUCCUUGAGCGGUAAAAGCUUCGAUCAAUUCAGUGCAAUUUAUCACCUCUUCCUCGACAAAUUAAAACGACACCAAAAAGCCGCCGCCCAUCCCGCCGAAAACAACCGCAAUGCUCAGGCCACUGCUACGAGCUCCUCGCCGUCGCCGAGCGACAGCGCGACGUCGGACGGCGUCACGUCGAUGUCGUCGGCGUCGUCGCUGACCUCGGGGACGAUGAAGCGUCAGGUGCUACUGCCGGGGAUGAUUCCCCAAGUCCGGUUUACGAACGAGAAUGAUCAGAUUGUUCAGGCCGGUCAACCAGUCGACGUCGACAGCGAUCCAGAAGAACCCUGCCCGGAAGCCCUCGCUCGCUACCUCCAGAUGAGACGCCACACCCUCGGUCUUGCCGACCCGAGCCAAGAGGUCCCCGACAACAUGAAGAUGAAGAUCUUACCUGCCCACAUCCAGGAAGGAGGGAGCCAUUCCGGUGCGGACCGGCAUCACCUUUUACCAACGCUGACGCCGGUCGUGCUCAACACCAAUUUGCCAAUGAACUUGCCACUGUUAACAGGUUACAACCAGGUUGAACAACCGGUAACGUACAAGGAACAGAAUCUACUCAAGCCACCUGCUCUGGAGGCUACAGGGGGUCAUGGCAACUUUAAUCGGAGGGCGUCGGACGGCGGCGCUAAUAUGUACUUGCAUUUACAGCAGUUCCAGAAUCAAUUCCUGAGCAAGAGAACGAGUCAGCCCGUCCAUGUGGACCUAGCCGGACAGACCUCGGGAGAGUCGUUACAACAGAGACUACCGACCGUUGCAGCAGCUGGUGUUCCGGAAGAGGACGAACACUCGGAUGAUGAAGAACCCGAUCCAGAAGAAGUUCAAAGGUACUUGAGAAACAGAGGAGGCCAUUUUAGGCACACGCUAUGUUCCGAAGCGCCCUCGCAUGACCUUCCAGAAGAACUCCGACGGAACCUCAUGCAGCACCCGAUUGUCGUACCCCAGCGCUCCGUCCGAAGAGAACGGUUCCACGUGCCGCCUGACCGCGGCAACCCUCACCGCGACAUGAGCCUUUACCCACCGGCGAACUACAUCACGACACGCCGAGCCUCCGACGGCAUGCCGAACCUACACGCCUUCAGGGCCCACUUGGAGCGGGUCGCCGCCGGCGGAAGCAACUCUGGCAGUCAGAAGAGCUCCUUGAAGCAGCUCCACAAAGAGUACCACCAGUUGCAGAAGCUGUGCUCGCCGGUCGACCCCAAGCUGCAGGAGCUCCAGCAGGCGCAGCAUCAACUCCACAAGGAGAAGAUGCUAAACCAGGUGAAACUCGACGAUGAGGAUGAUGUUGCCAGAAGUCAGAGGGAGGAGGAGGAGGAUGACGACGAGAUCUUCAAUCAGUACCACAGUCUUCAACAACGUGGUCGAGCGCCACCAGUGACAUUCCAGCUAGCAGCCCAAGGUGGAAUUGGAAGCGGGACCCCUCCAAUGAUUCCGACGGUCAGGGCGGAUCCUAUAACGGAUAUGCAGACACAAGCUCUUCAACAGCACCUUCAAAGAUUGCACCUCCAACGACAGUGUGACAGCCCACCUAUAAUAAAAAAGUUACACAGUCCGACCAGCCGAGCAAGCCCUCCUGCUUCUAUCAGCCUCCCUGCCCACCCUGAAGAAGUCUUGGAAGUACCCACCGAACCCUCCACUUACCCGUCCAGUAUGCCCAUCGAGGCUAGUCCCACCCUGGACGUGCGGCUGGGUGCCGGCGAUAGACGGCAAUCACAAGGCGGGAGCCAGUCGUGUACGCCGGUCACUCAAGCUGUUGCGUCUGGGGGGAACCUCUCGCAGCGGUCGAGCCCGUUGACGCAAUCAGGGGAUAACUGGUUCGGGAACCGACCGGCUUACUCCUCGCCGUCCCCACCGGUUAUCGUGACCAUGGCAGGUGGGGAGAUGAUGGAUGUGGUACACACAGGAGGGCAGAGUAAUGACUCACUUAAUUUUGUAGUACCGGGGCUGUACUCAAACCAGGGGGGCCGCUCGUCAGAGGGAGAACUUUCAGUUCAGUCUAACGACAUGGUGUCGAGUCUUGCCUAUCAACAGCAGCAGCAACAGCAGCAGCAGUUGCAGAUGCUGCGAGUUGCCCAGUCACUCUGUGAUCAGGAAGCGUUACAGCAGCAGGUUGCUCUGCAGCAGCAGGCUGCCCUCGUUCAGAAUCAAAUCAAUUUCGUCCAAACCCAACAGCCGCAGCCGCAGCAGCAGCAACAGCAGCAGCAGCAGCAGCAGCAGCAGUUGCAACGCCACGUGACUUUUGAGCAGCAGAGUUUAGGAAGUGCUGUUGCUGCUGCUGCAAGAUCUCAGCAGCAGCAGCCCAACAAUCUCCAGCCUCGCAUGGUCAACAAUCAGAUGGGAGCUGCCUUCUUUCAGGCAGGUCAAGACCAGAACCACCUCCACCACCAACAUCAACAUCAGCAUCAACAUCAGCAUCAACAUCAGCAUCAACAUCAGCAUCAACAUCAGCAUCAACAGCGACAAGAGUCAGUGAAUCCAGCUGGGCUGAACGGAGCUCAGAACUUCCACCAUAUACCCACCUCACCCACCCAGCAGCAAGUACCUGCAUCCGUUCAACAGCGCUACCCCUUGCCUAACUUGGUGUCCCCCGUAACAUUCCAAUAUUUACAGGGGAUAAACCACAAUCAGGAGAUUGAUGAUACCGAACUGGUUCAAGCAAUGGAAGAAUCCAACUCAAUGGAAGGUGCUGAGCAGCCGGUAGAGGAAGGGGCACAAGAUUUCCUAGGAUUCGGUUUGACCGAGAGCCAGAUACGACUAGCUUGUCAGGGUCGCAACCACCGUCGUCACAACACCAUGCCCGGAGUAGACGCCCAAGUCCCCACGCAGCUUCUGCGCAGAACAAUACGGGUUCCCUCGGGUGACCUUAGCCAGUUCUUCAACACCACGAACAACAACAGCGUGGACAGCAGCAGUGGUAGCGGCGUUUGCGCCAGCGGCGGGAAGGCAGACAACAGCAGCUCCGGGCAGCAGCAGCAGCACAUCCCACCGUUGAUUGCCCAGGGAAUGAAUCUAAGCUGUAGUAUGACGCUAAGCGAGUCCGAUAUGCUCGUGGAAACCUUUCCCAUCAAACAUGCCAAGUCCUUCUGCAUGACCACAUGCAAAGGACUCAGUGAGAUUGUCGCCGAGAUCAGGAGAACUUUAGACUGCAAGCAGCCGUCGCUGAUCUAUGAGAACAUAGAGAACCUCUUCCACUUACACCAAAAUGGAGUACAGAUGGAGAUGGAGGUGUGCCAGGUACCCGGCUUGGCGCUAAACGGGCUGAAAUUACGAAAACUCUCCGGCGAUUUGAUGCAGUACAACGAACUCUGCAAGGAUAUCCUGGCAACGAUGAAUUUGUAGCAGCAAAUGUUAGUCCCUUUCCCCCCUACAUGUAAGUCACCUUCUUCUCCGGAGUUCUUCCCCCCCCCCCAAUC
Asterias rubens (European starfish) is the source of this 4441-nucleotide messenger RNA. Its product is annotated as serine/threonine-protein kinase SIK3-like. Gene Ontology annotation, biological process: intracellular signal transduction; microtubule cytoskeleton organization; protein phosphorylation. Bases 21 to 4367 code for a protein of 1448 amino acids. Gene Ontology annotation, molecular function: tau-protein kinase activity; ATP binding; protein serine/threonine kinase activity. Gene Ontology annotation, cellular component: cytoplasm. The transcript is spliced from 14 exons. The record is from RefSeq and is a predicted model, not a curated record. Lineage: Eukaryota; Metazoa; Echinodermata; Asteroidea; Forcipulatida; Asteriidae.